GGAUCUCAUCCCAAUUCACAAUAUUCUCUCUCGCUGCUGAUCCGCCAGGCCAGAAAUGUCAAAAUGGCGUCAUCACAGGACGCUUGGUAUCUUUCACUUCUUGGAUUAGCUGAAACUUUUCGUACUUCAAAUCCACCAAAUAUUAAAUCGUGCAUACAGUGUUUACAAGCAGUUUUUCAUUUUAAACCACCACCAAGAGUUGAAGCCAGGACACAUCUACAACUUGGCAAUAUUUUAUUGACUCAUACUAAAAAUACUGCACUCGCGCGCUCUCAUCUUGAACAAGCGUGGAGCCUAAGUCAAAAUAUAAAUUCAUUUGAUGAUGUACGAUUUGAGGCAGCAAGUAUUGUUGCUGAGUUGUAUGAACAACUUGAGCCAAAUCUCAGUAUGCCAAUACUCAGAAAAGCAAUUGAAUUAUCACAAAAUAAUGUCUAUUGGCAUUGUCGUCUUAUAUUUCAAUUAGCUCAAAUGCAUGCAUCAGCACGAGAUUUCUCAGCAGCUGAUGGUUUAUUAGAAGUUGGUAUUGAAUUUACACAACAUAACAAUGCAAGUUAUACAAGAUUAUUAUUUACAUUAAGUAGAUGUAUGUUAUUGUUGAUUGAUAAAAAAUUUAAUGAAGUACAUCAAUUACUUAAUAUUGCUGGACGUGGUGUUGAUACAUGGGAAGGUAGUAUACAUCAAAAAGAAUAUCUUAAAGUAUACUUUUUAGUAUUACAAGUAUGUCAUUAUUUAAUGGCUGGACAAGUUAAAAGUGUCAAACCAUGUUUAAAACAAUUACAACAAAGUAUACAAACAAUAAUGUCACCAAAUUGGCCAUCAGAUGAAAUUGUUGCUGGUACAAAUAGUGGUGAUAUGUUUAUAUGGAUGCCAAAAGAUCAUUUAUAUGUACUUGUUUAUUUAGUUACUGUAAUGCAUUCAAUGCAAGCUGGUUAUAUGGAAAAAGCACAAAAAUAUACUGAUAAAGCAUUAACAUAUAUUGAAAAAUUAAAAAAUACAGAUAAUAAACCAAUUUUAUCUGUAUUUCAAUUAAUGUUACUUGAACAUAUUGUUAUGUGUCGUCUUGUUAUGGGUAAUAAAAGUGUUGCACUUGCUGAAAUAUCACAAGCAUGCCAAUUAUGUAGAAAACAAAGUAAAUUAUUACAAGGACAUGGACCACAAUUACAUACAUUACUUGGUUUAUAUGCUAUGUCAAUGAAUUGUAUGGAUUCAGCUGAAGCACAAUUUAUAGCAACUGUUAGAACAUCACAAGAACGUGAACUUGUUACAUUUGCUAGUUUAAAUUUAGCUAUUGUUUAUUUAAGAACUAAAAGAGAUAAAGAUUUAACUGAUUUAUUAGAUAGAAUUAAUCCAGAAACAUUACCACCACAUUCACAUUCUUUAAAAGCUGCUGCAUAUUAUGUACAAGGUUUACAAGCAUUUUUUGGUGCAAGAUACAAUGAAGCAAAGAGGUACCUGAGAGAAACAUUAAAAAUGGCAAAUUCAGAGGAUUUAAAUAGGCUAACAUCAUGUAGUUUAGUAUUACUUGGACAUAUAUUUCUUUCACUUGGUAAUGAGAGAGAAUCAAUGAAUAUGGUUACACCAGCAAUGCAAUUGGCAUCUAAAAUACCAGAUGUACAUGUACAAUUAUGGGCAACAGCAAUUCUCAGGGAUUUACACAAUCGUAAUGGUAAUACUGGACGAGAGAAUGAUGCAUAUCAAAUGCAUUGUAAUUUUUCACAAACAUUAUUAAAAGAUCAUUUUCAAAGUACACAAAUGAAUGAACACGUUCUUAUUCAAUGGACAGAUGGUCCAAUACCAGCAUUACAAAACAAUAUACCACCAUCAACAUCUCGAGCAAUUAUUUAACUGGUGCAAGUGAUUAUUUAUUUAUUAUUAUUAUUUUUUUUUAUUAAUGCAAAAUUACUUAAGGUAUUUAAAAGUCAGCUGAUUGAAAAUAAAACAAAUUUUUAAAAAUGAGGCAGCUUAGUUUUUUUGCAUUUGUCACUACAUAAUUUGGUAAUUUAAAAAAAAAAAAAAAAGACAAACAAAAAUCAAUGGGGCGAAAAAUCAAAUAUUUAUUUAAUUUUUUUUCAUUUUGGUAAUUUGUACAAAUUUUAUAAUUAAUUAAUUGGCAAGGACAACAAGUUUUUAGUUUCUGGAGAAAUUUAAAUAUUGUUAUUUUUACCAGUGA
Messenger RNA from Aphidius gifuensis, 2170 nucleotides. It is a transcript of the gene Mau2, whose product is annotated as MAU2 chromatid cohesion factor homolog. The coding region runs from base 64 to 1845 and encodes 593 amino acids. Gene Ontology annotation, molecular function: protein binding; double-stranded DNA binding. NCBI's taxonomy places the organism in Eukaryota, Metazoa, Arthropoda, Insecta, Hymenoptera, Braconidae. Gene Ontology annotation, biological process: maintenance of mitotic sister chromatid cohesion; mitotic sister chromatid cohesion. The record is from RefSeq and is a predicted model, not a curated record. The transcript has 5 exons. Gene Ontology annotation, cellular component: chromatin; SMC loading complex.